This is a messenger RNA of Colletotrichum spaethianum, 1329 nucleotides long. RefSeq lists its product as uncharacterized. Lineage: Eukaryota; Fungi; Ascomycota; Sordariomycetes; Glomerellales; Glomerellaceae. Bases 1 to 1329 code for a protein of 442 amino acids. The transcript is spliced from 2 exons. The record is from RefSeq and is a predicted model, not a curated record.
AUGCUUCCUGAACCGACGUUGAGCUUCACGCUCCCCAGCCUCCACGAUGACACCGUUCUGGACUGUCGUGUGUAUCACUGCCACGCAUUGAGCCCUACUGCCUCAAACCCUUCACCAUGGAAGCGACACGCCGCUGUCAUCGCCCACCCAUAUGCGCCCUUGGGCGGAUCUUAUGAUGAUCCCAUUGUUGACAUCGUUGCCGCCACCCUGUUACGACAAGGCUUUCUUGUAGGCACCUUCAAUUUCAGAGGCGCCUCCGGCUCGGCUGGCCGGACCUCCUGGACAGCAAAGCCAGAACGCAGCGACUACAUGUCGUUUGUCGGCUUCAUGGUAUACUAUAUGCACUUCCUCGAUCCAUUCGGCCCCUCUGCCGCACGGUCUCCAACAACAACCCGCACACCUUCACCUCCCGAUGCACAACCCAAACCCUCUUCAUCGGAGCAUCCACUGCUCCUUCUCGGCGGCUAUUCGUACGGUGCCAUGAUAACGACGCAGAUCCCACCGUUGGCACAAAUCCUCGCGCAGUUCAAAUUGCCUUCUGCUGGUUCCGCAGCCGCCGAUAUUCGCCUACGUGCACAGCAUCUGGCCGAACAACAGAACUUGAUUUUGGCGAGCGCCCGCGCGGCGAGCUCAAUGUCGCCCCGGAAGAAGUACUUUGGCAUGCGGGUAGGAGGCGACGAGGAUACACAACGCAAGAGCUACGAGGCGCGGCGGUCAGUCUCGGAAACACGAAGGUCGUUCUCCUUGGAUGCCGAGGACAAGAUCCGGCGGGGCGUCAACGAGUUGCUUGCAAAAACAAAGCGGCAUCACCACAGAGGCGUAGCUGUGACUCAGGAAAAGUUGGAGACCAUACCGUCGAACCAGGAGAUUUCGGUCGUGGUGGAAGAAGUGGCCAAUUUGACGCAAGUACGGCCGGCAUAUCUCCUUAUAUCUCCAUUGCAAGGGGUAAUCACGCAUUUGGCGACAAUGUCGUUCCUCCCAGCUGCGCCUGGGCGAGGACUGUUCUCGCGACCGAGUAAGCCUCGAGAUCAAGGAGCGCCAGCCUUUACAACUGAUCACAGACAAGUGAGCGAGAGCAAACUAGUCGAGAACGAGAGUCUGGCAAUAUUCGGUGACCGAGAUGUUUUCGUUCCUGUUGCCAAACUGCGGACGUGGGUGGGACGGCUCGAGAGCAUUGAGGGAUCGCACUUUCACAGCGAGGAGGUCUCCUCUGCAGGACACUUUUGGACAGAAGGCAAAGUAGCUCAAAUUCUUCGGGACAAAGUUUGUGACUUUGCGGCGAGGCUGUUGCAAGAGGACGGCGAAGAUGUGGUCAACGGCGAACCAUGA